Messenger RNA from Cynara cardunculus var. scolymus (artichoke), 1671 nucleotides. Its product is annotated as 26S proteasome regulatory subunit 7 homolog A. The transcript is spliced from 10 exons. The record is from RefSeq and is a predicted model, not a curated record. Lineage: Eukaryota; Viridiplantae; Streptophyta; Magnoliopsida; Asterales; Asteraceae. Gene Ontology annotation, biological process: proteasome-mediated ubiquitin-dependent protein catabolic process. The coding region runs from base 222 to 1502 and encodes 426 amino acids. Gene Ontology annotation, cellular component: proteasome regulatory particle, base subcomplex. Gene Ontology annotation, molecular function: ATP binding; proteasome-activating activity; ATP hydrolysis activity.
CAGUGGGUUGAAAUAUUUAUUUGCAAAUUGAUAUUUAUAUGUAGAAUAAUUGUUAAAACCAUGAAAAUCUCUAUAUUAUUUAACAUUGUAAGAAAUAAGUUUUUAAUGAUUUCUCAAGUCUUACGUUUUCCAUUGUAAAAUGAUAUCUCCUCCCUUUCUCUCACUUUAUUUGCUUCCCAAGAAACGUCUUCUUCUCCGGUGAUUCGAUACGAUACCAUACCAUGCCGACCGACAUUGAAGAUGAGAUCAAGGACGAGAAGAACCCCCGACCUCUUGAUGAAGACGAUAUUGCUCUCCUCAAGACUUAUGGAUUGGGGCCUUAUUCCACCAGCAUCAAGAAAGCUGAAAAGGAUGUAAAGGAAAUGGCCAGAAGGAUCAAUGAUUUAUGUGGUAUCAAGGAGUCAGACACUGGUUUAGCUGCACCUAGCCAAUGGGAUCUUGUUUCUGAUAAACAAAUGAUGCAAGAGGAACAACCUCUUCAGGUGGCUAGAUGCACAAAGAUAAUUAAUCCAAACACAGAAGAUGCAAAAUACGUCAUAAAUGUCAAGCAAAUUGCAAAGUUUGUUGUUGGGUUGGGUGACAAAGUUUCGCCAACUGAUAUUGAAGAAGGCAUGCGUGUUGGUGUUGAUCGCAAUAAAUAUCAGAUUCAGAUUCCCUUGCCUCCCAAGAUUGACCCAAGUGUGACCAUGAUGACAGUGGAGGAAAAGCCAGAUGUGACAUAUAAUGACGUUGGUGGAUGUAAGGAACAGAUUGAAAAGAUGAGAGAGGUUGUGGAGCUACCCAUGCUCCACCCCGAGAAGUUUGUUAAACUUGGAAUCGAUCCUCCGAAAGGUGUUCUCUGCUAUGGCCCUCCUGGAACUGGCAAAACGCUUUUAGCCAGAGCAGUUGCUAAUAGGACUGAUGCAUGUUUUAUACGUGUAAUUGGAAGUGAACUAGUUCAGAAGUAUGUUGGUGAGGGAGCACGCAUGGUUCGCGAACUAUUUCAGAUGGCUCGCUCAAAAAAGGCUUGUAUAGUUUUCUUUGAUGAGGUUGAUGCAAUCGGGGGUGCACGUUUUGAUGAUGGUGUUGGUGGAGAUAAUGAGGUUCAACGAACCAUGCUUGAAAUUGUGAAUCAACUUGAUGGAUUUGAUGCUCGUGGUAACAUUAAAGUUCUAAUGGCCACAAAUAGACCAGAUACACUGGACCCAGCACUGUUACGACCUGGAAGAUUGGAUCGCAAAGUGGAGUUUGGACUGCCAGAUAUGGAAAGUAGGACACAGAUCUUCAAGAUCCAUACACGAACGAUGAAUUGCGAAAGGGAUGUGCGGUUUGAACUUUUGGCUCGCCUUUGCCCAAAUUCUACUGGUGCGGACAUAAGAAGCGUGUGCACAGAGGCUGGAAUGUAUGCGAUUCGAGCACGCAGGAAGACGGUGACAGAGAAAGACUUCCUUGAUGCAGUGAACAAGGUGAUCAAGGGGUACCAGAAGUUCAGUGCUACUCCCAAAUACAUGGUUUAUAAUUGAUCUGUUGGAUGGUGUACUUGCAAUGCAAAAUCAGACGAUUUAUUUUCAGACAAAAAUUGCAAAAACGUAAUGUUGUUUUCUUUUUAUAGUUUUAUCAACUUUUUUUUUUCUGCUGCAAUCAUAUGCAACAAGGGUUUCAAUUUUAGCAAAUAUGGACAAGUGUUUGAUU